AUGGAGCCCGCGGCCCUCAAGAAGAAAGUAAUAGAAGAACUAGACCAGGGGCAUCUCUUCCCCCCAAACACCUCUCCUGAAAAUGAGGCACGUUUGCUCAAGCAGCUUGCGGCUGCCGACGCUUCCUACCCUGGGGGCCUGAGUGCAUACGUUUCGCGUUCUCGGCAAUUGCUACGCGAUGCCAAGGCAGGAGUGAAUCCGUUCCACGAGUACACCGUGUCUGUUCCUGAGGGGGAGCGCAUUCGACCUGGCACUGCAGCCUUCUUAGAGGCAGAGGAAGCGGGACUGAAGGAAAUAGCUCGCUGUGCUUUCGUGGUGGUUGCCGGUGGCUUGGGAGAGCGCUUGGGCUACUGCGGUAUUAAGCUCAGCCUCCCCACCAAUUCAUGCACAGGCACAACGUACAUCGAAUAUUACUGCAAGUUCGUUCAAGCGCUUCAGGAGUAUGCAUCGCAGGAGGCGCGAGAGAUCGUGCGGCUGCCGCUUGCCAUUAUGACCUCGGGUGACACACACGACCCCACAGUUGCGUUAUUCGAGGAAAGCCAGUAUUUUGGACUAGACAGAAACGAGGUGCAUUUCAUUCAACAGCAGAAAGUACCGGCAUUGUCAGAUAUGGACGCGCACUUAGCGACAACCGCCAAGGACCCCUAUACGCUCGAAAUGAAACCACACGGACAUGGAGACGUGCACUCUCUUUUAUUAAGAUCUGGUCUCUUGAAACGCUGGCAAGAAAAGGGAAUAAAAUGGAUUACUCUUCUGCAAGACACAAAUGCAAACGUAAUGAGGGUCCUCAUGGCUGUCGUUGGAGUGUCUGCAACAAAAGGACUUGCCAUGAACACAAUUGCCGUGCCCAGAAUGCCUGGAGAGGCGGUAGGAAGCAUUUGUCGGCUGGUCUCUGCUAACCGCGAGUUGACACUCAACGUAGAGUACAACGUCCUGGAUUCUCUCCUUAAGGCGAUGGGCCAGGGGGGUGACAAACCGGGACCCGAUGGUUAUUCUGAGCUGCCAGGGAAUACCAACGCCAUUGUCCUGUGCUUGGAGCCGUAUGCGAAUGCCUUGAAUGCCACUGGAGGUCUUGUUCCAGAGUUUAUUAAUCCAAAGUUUAAGGAUGCCUCGAAGACGUCCUUCAAAUCUCCCGCUCGCUUGGAGAGUAUGAUGCAGGAUCUACCUCUGCUGCUUUCUUCCGACGACAAAGUUGGCUUUGUGGAGUUCCCGCGAUGGUGCUGCUUCAGUCCCGUAAAAAACUCUCUUGAAGACGCCCGGAAUAAAGCAGAACAGGGCCUUCCCCCGGAAUCCUCUCUGAGUGGCGAGUCUGACCUCUACCUGCAAAACGCACGCUGGCUCCAGCUAGCCGUUAGCGGAUCGUGUGCUAGCGGCGACAGCAGCGUGGCAGACUCCAAGAUUGGUAGCGUUGUCGUCGACGAGCCAGGUCCCGUUACAUUUGGGGGAGUACGCUACCAAAUGGGUCCUAGGAUCAUUCUGUGUCCGUCUUGGGCUAUCUCCUUUCGGCAGAUGCGCGAAAGAUUGCAAGAAGCUGAUAUAGAGAUAACCAAGGACUCCGUCUUGAUUGUCUCGGGAGAUGUGAAGAUUCGCAGACUCAAACUGAACGGCGCAUUGGUGCUGAAGGCAUCGUCUGGGUCAUCACUAAUCGUGGAUCACUUGGCAGUGCACAACGAGGGAUGGCGCUUUGAGUCCACUGAAGACCAUGAAUUAGCUACUGCCGCGUCAGCACUACGCGGAUUUGUAGUUAGGAAGGUGGCCACUAAGGAGCUUCAGGUUACCGAUGGAACUAAAACAAUUAGGGAAUAA
This is a messenger RNA of Cyclospora cayetanensis, 1806 nucleotides long. Its product is annotated as UDP-sugar pyrophosphorylase. The coding region runs from base 1 to 1806 and encodes 601 amino acids. Gene Ontology annotation, biological process: UDP-N-acetylglucosamine biosynthetic process. The record is from RefSeq and is a predicted model, not a curated record. Gene Ontology annotation, molecular function: UDP-N-acetylglucosamine diphosphorylase activity. Lineage: Eukaryota; Apicomplexa; Conoidasida; Eucoccidiorida; Eimeriidae. The transcript is spliced from 8 exons.